Messenger RNA from Gastrolobium bilobum, 2965 nucleotides. RefSeq names its product serine/threonine-protein kinase STY8-like. The transcript has 13 exons. The coding region runs from base 223 to 2571 and encodes 782 amino acids. NCBI's taxonomy places the organism in Eukaryota, Viridiplantae, Streptophyta, Magnoliopsida, Fabales, Fabaceae. The record is from RefSeq and is a predicted model, not a curated record. Gene Ontology annotation, biological process: protein phosphorylation; regulation of DNA-templated transcription. Gene Ontology annotation, molecular function: protein kinase activity; ATP binding.
AAAGGGUGAUGUGAAGAGCAGCAGCUAGAUGAAGCAAGUUAUUGACUGUUAGAAAGAGAGAGUCAGAGAUAAGACCUUCAACUUGAAUUGAAAAUUUGAGCAAUCUUUUUUGUCUAUUCAAUUUCAACCCAUAACUCUUUGUGUGAUAUUGGCCGUGAAAUUUAUCAGCUGUCUUUGUUUGUAGCAUUCAAACACAGAGAGAGAGCGAGAGAAAAUAAAUGAAUGUUGUUAGUGGAGACUUCUGAAGAGGGUUGUGUUGUGUGUUGUGGCCUUGUGGGUAAUAAGGUAAGAAUGGGAACCCCAGGAACAGAGGAGCUUCUGAAGAAGAUCCAACAACUGGAGGAGGGACACGCAAACCUUAAGCGAGAAAUGUCAAAGCUUAAGGUCUCCGAUUGCAGAAGCAACCAGAACCACGGUCAUCGCCAGAGGUCUCACUCCGUGUCUCCGCAGCGUUCAAGAUUGGGGAGAACUGAUGGAGCAUCUGCUUGGAAGAAGGGUUCUUGUUCCUUCAAACAAUCAUCGCCUCUUUCAAGAGAGAGUCGCGGUGAUGGAGAAGGAGAAGGCCGUGCACGCUGUGGACCUUCCGCUGUGAACUUCACUGAACGCCAGUAUCUGAAUAUUUUGCAGUCAAUGGGACAGUCUGUUCAUAUUUUGGAUCUUAGCUUUCGUAUUAUAUACUGGAACCGUAGUGCCGAAAAUUUGUAUGGUUAUGCAGCUGAGGAAGCUCUAGGCCAGGACGGGAUGGAGCUUCUUGUAGAUUCCAGGGAUUUGGCCUUGGCCAAUGAUACAGUGAACCGUGUCAUAAUGGGAGAGAGCUGGACUGGGCAAUUCCCGGUCAAGAAUAAGAUGGGAGAGAAGUUUGUAGCUGUAGCAACUAAUACACCUUUCUAUGAUGAUGAUGGAAGCUUAGUUGGGAUUAUUUGUGUCUCAAGUGAUUCGCGGUCCUUUCUUGAAAUGAGAGUUCCGUUGUCAGGUGUAAAGAACUCUGAAUCAAAUUCAGGUUCCACCUUUCCUAGAAGUAGCAUUACAAAUAAACUUGGUCUUGACACUCAACAGCCACUUCAAGUUGCUCUGGCAUCGAAAAUUUCAAAUUUGGCAUCAAAGGUGAGUAGCAAAGUUAUGUCAAGAAUCUGGACAGGAGAAAAUAAUGUGAAUCCUGAAGGCGGUAGAGGAGAAAUUCAUCAUUCUGAGCAUAAUUUCUCAGAAUCUGUUGUUUCAGACCAGAGAGAGGAUGCUAAUUCCAGUGGAGCUAGCACACCCAGAGGUGAUGUGCUACAAUCCCCUUUUGGUGUACUUUCUCAUGUUGAAGAAAAAUCGCAAGGAAAGACUGUGGGAGACUCUGGUGAUGAGAGUGAAGGAAAACCUAUUCAUAAAAUCAUACCUUCUAAGGCUGAAGCUUGGAUUCAAAAGAAAACAUUAUCGUGGCCAUGGAGAAAAAAUGAUCGAGAAGGAUCAGCAGCAAGCAAUGUUCGUGUUGCAUGGCUGUCGAGGCAGAAUGAUCAAGAAAAUGAGUCAGUUAAUGAGAAUAUUCUUUCCUCUGGCUUGAAGCAAGAAAGCCAGACAGUCGAAAGUAAUCGCCCUAUUAACAAUGAGGCUUCAGGAUCAUGGUCCUCCUCUUUUAAUGUCAACAGCACAAGUAGUGUCAGCAGCUGUGGGAGUGCUGGCAGUUGUGCUGUCAAUAAUAAAGUGGAUGUGGACACUGAUUGCUUAGAUUAUGAAAUUUUGUGGGAGGACCUGACAAUUGGAGAACAAAUUGGACAAGGUUCUCGUGGAACUGUAUAUCAUGCUCUGUGGUAUGGAUCAGACGUUGCCGUCAAGGUUUUCUCACAGCAAGAAUAUUCAGAUGAUGUGAUACAGUCCUUCAGACAAGAGGUGUCUGUGAUGAAAAGACUUCGACACCCAAAUAUUCUUCUUUUUAUGGGGGCAGUGACUUCUCCUCAACGUCUCUGCAUUGUGACAGAGUUUCUCCCACGGGGAAGCUUGUGCCGCUUGUUACACAGAAACACAUCCAAACUUGAUUGGAGACGGCGAGUUCAUAUGGCCUUGGAUAUUGCACGAGGCGUAAAUUAUCUUCAUCAUUGUAACCCGCCUAUCAUCCACAGAGAUUUGAAGUCUUCAAAUAUUCUAGUUGAUAAAAAUUGGACUGUGAAGGUUGGUGAUUUUGGUCUUUCACGUCUUAAGCUAGAAACAUAUCUCACAACUAAAGGGAGGGGCACGCCUCAAUGGAUGGCACCAGAAGUUCUUCGUAAUGAACCCUCAGACGAGAAGUCUGACGUAUACGGCUUUGGGGUGAUAUUAUGGGAACUUGCAACUGAAAAGAUCCCUUGGGAUAAUCUCAACUCAAUGCAGGUGAUUGGAGCUGUAGGGUUCAUGAACCAGCGGUUAGAAAUCCCAAAACAUAUUGAUCCACGGUGGGCUUCUAUAAUUGAGAGCUGCUGGCAUAGUGAUCCAACUUGCCGACCAACAUUUCGGGAACUUCUUGAAAGGCUUAGAGAGCUGCAAAAGCAGUAUGCCAUUCAGUUCCAGGCAGCCCGAUCCGCAGGUGGGGAAAGCGCCCAAAAGGAGUCCUAGACACAACCUUGGAGCUAUUUUUUCUUUCUGUUACUUUGUGGCUGAUGCAUAAGGAUUUUUUUGGCAUAUAUUUUACCAAAGUUCCUCAAGUAGAUGAAUUGGUACAAACGGCUGGUCUUGGAACCAUGUAGAAUGGCUGGUCUGAGUUCUUCUUUAUCAACAUUUGUCAAGGUAUUAUAGAGAAGGUGUAUAGAAUGAUAUAAAAAGUGGUGGGGAUUGCCAAACUCUCAAUGGUGGUUAGGUUAGUCAUUUUAUUUUUCUUUAGUGGCAACAUAAAGUUUCUUCAAUUUAUUGGUGGUGCUGUAUGUUUGGAGUCUUGUGAGAUGACCACCCCCGUUGUAAUUGUCUAUGCAAAUGUUUGCACCACUAUUUAAAAGUUGUACAGAAGGUAGUG